GAGGGCCCGACUGGGAGGGUUGCACAGCAGUAGGACAGCACAGCGGUAGGACCGACCGGCCGGAGGAUCCGCAGCACAGGGGUUGAGCGCGCUUCCGGAGCUUGCGGACAGUGUCCGCUGCGGACGACUUCCGGCGGCGGCGUAAACAAGGCCCCGGCGGCCGGAGGCGGGGCGGGCUGCGAGUGCGAGCCGCCUCGGCCGCUCUCCCGCUCCGAGCUAGGUCCCGGCUGCUGCGCGGUCCCCGCGAGACCCUCAGCCGCUGUCGGCGCGCGCCCCAGCGCUCGGCCCGGAGGCGGGGGCGCAGCACAGUAGAGGCGGGUCGUCAGCGCUGGCUGCGCGCCGCGGUCCACCGCUCCGCUUUCCUUUGUCUCCCGCCUGCGGGGCCGGAGCGGUCUCGGUGCCCAGCGGUGCAGCCUCAAGAUGGCUGAUGGCAACGAGGAUGCUCGAGCGGAGGACAUGCCAGGCCCGGCCUUCGAAGGCUACGAGGCCAUGGAGCUGGCCUGCCCGGCCGAGCGCAGCGGCCACGUCGCCGUCAGCGAUGGGCGCCACAUGUUCGUCUGGGGCGGCUACAAGAGUAAUCAAGUGAGAGGACUCUAUGACUUCUAUCUGCCCAGAGAAGAACUGUGGAUCUACAAUAUGGAGACUGGAAGAUGGAAGAAGAUCAACACUGAAGGUGAUGUGCCCCCAUCCAUGUCUGGGAGCUGUGCUGUGUGCGUAGACAGGGUGCUGUACUUGUUUGGAGGCCACCAUUCCAGAGGCAACACAAACAAGUUCUACAUGCUGGAUUCAAGGUCUGCAGACAGAGUGUUACAGUGGGAAAGGAUUGAUUGCCAAGGAAUUCCUCCAUCAUCAAAGGACAAACUUGGUGUCUGGGUAUAUAAAAACAAGUUAAUAUUUUUUGGAGGCUAUGGAUAUUUACCUGAAGAUAAAGUAUUGGGAACAUUUGAAUUUGAUGAAACAUCUUUUUGGAAUUCAAGUCAUCCAAGAGGAUGGAAUGAUCAUGUCCAUAUUUUAGACACUGAAACAUUUGCCUGGAGCCAGCCCAUCACCACUGGCAAGGCACCUUCACCUCGUGCUGCCCAUGCCUGUGCAACUGUUGGAAACAAGGGUUUUGUAUUUGGUGGCAGAUACCGAGAUGCUAGAAUGAAUGAUCUGCACUAUCUUAAUCUGGACACAUGGGAGUGGAAUGAACUAAUUCCACAAGGUAUAUGCCCUGUUGGCCGCUCCUGGCACUCACUGACACCAGUUUCUUCAGACCAUCUUUUUCUCUUCGGAGGAUUUACCACUGAAAAGCAGCCACUAAGUGAUGCCUGGACUUACUGCAUCAGUAAAAAUGAAUGGAUUCAGUUUAAUCAUCCUUAUGUUGAAAAACCAAGAUUAUGGCAUACAGCUUGUGCGAGCGAUGAGGGAGAAGUAAUUGUUUUUGGUGGUUGUGCCAACAAUCUGCUGGUCCAUCAUAGAGCUGCACACAGUAACGAAGUACUUAUAUUUUCAGUCCAACCAAAAUCUCUUGUACGUACUAGAGGCUGACUACUAAUUCUUGAUUAUCAGUUACGUAAGAACAGCUUCAGGGACUAGAGAGAUGGCUCAGCAGUUAAGAGCACUGACUGCUCUUCCAGAGGUCCUGAGUUCAAUCCCCAGCAACCACAUGGUGGCUCACAACCAUCUGCAAUGAUCUGAUGCCCUCUUCUGGUGUGUCUGGAGACAGCUACAAUGUGCUCACAUACAUUAAAUAAAAUAAUUUUAAUUCUUACAAAAAAAAAAAAAAAAAAAAAAAAAAAGACUGCUUUCAGGAGGCCAGAGAGAUGGCUGAGCAAUGAAGAAGUCACCCUGAUCUGGCAGAGGACCUGAGGUCAGUCCCAAAGCCCAACUGCCUUACAUUCCCUCCAGGGGAUUCAACACUCUCCUCUUCUCUUCUGGACUCAAUGGGCACUGCAUGGAUUACAUGUGCACAUUCCCAUAGACACGCGUGUACAAAAAUAAAAUAUAUUAAGAAAAGAAAAUUCCAGACAAUAGAAAUAUAUUACCUGUUGGAUUCUUAAUUACACAGCUGGUAGCUCCAUGAAGAUCAGCAUGCACAUAAAUGUCUCCUUAAAUAAAGACAAAUGUGAAAUAAUGAUACUUUAAGUCAUAUUUCUUUUGGGUUUUUUUGUUUUGCUUUGCUUUCUUCCAAUUUUUUUAAGAUUUUAUGUGCAUGAAUGUUCUGCCUGCAUAUAUGUAAGUGAAGCACCUAUAUGCAGUGCCUACAGUAGGAAGAAAAAGGCCCUAAAUCCUCUAGAACUGUCGUUCCAGGUGGUUGUGAACCAUCGUGUAAUUGCUGGGAACUGAACUGCGUCAGUUGUAAGAGACACAAGUACUCUUGAGUGUUGGGCCAUCUCUCCAGCCUGCUUCCUUUCUUUUUGAAACAGGGUCUCCUUAUGCUACUUAGGUUAUUCUGGAACUUCUGGGAUCCAGUGGUUGGUCCUCUAGACUUAGCCUCUUUAGCGGCUGCAACUAUGGUUAUGCACGAUACAUCCAGCUUGAAGUCCUAUUUGUAAACUGGAAAAAUGGUCACAAACUUUGGCACCAAAACAGUAACCUUUAAAAAAUGUGAUCCACCAUGACUUGGAGAACUGGAAACUACUUUGUAAAUAUAGCAGAAGAUCAAAAGUCCAACAAAACAGAGUAGCUCAGCAAUACUACUUCUGUAAUAGCUACUCAACAAAAAGUCAUACAGACUUCAACAAAAUGCAAGCCAUAAAGCGUUACCCCUCUAAUUCUGUCAAAUAAGGGUAGAAGAUAAAACCAGUGCCCAUUAGUGAAACAACUGAGAAAUCGUUUAAGAGAAAAUCUCACCUGGUGUUAAGUAUCUUUUCACAAUAAUCUCAUUCUGUUGCUGAUCUCGACCACCUAUAAUGAGAUAGUUCUCUGAACUAAUAAACCACAGAAAUUUCUCAAACCUAUAAAAAGAAAACAAAGUUAAUAUUUUUUUUGUAAAAAAAAAAAAAAAGCCUGAAUUCAUACUAUUUGAAAACAAAAUAUGACAAAACAGAAGUUGUCAUGCCUGUAUAGAAUAAGUUAUCAACAAUCCAAAGACACAAUUACCAUUUAAGCACCAGGCAAAUUUUACUAAUAACAUGUCAUAUAGUUUUUAAAAUAGUCUUCGAAGAAAUUAAAUUCUGUCGGGGCAUGGUGGCCCUUGCCAGUACUGAGGAGGCGGAAAUAAGAGAAUCUCUGAGUUCCAGGCCACCUAGUAAUAUAGUGAGACCCUUGUCUCUGUCAGGGAGAGGGGCAGAAGAAGCAAAGAUAGGGAAGAAGAGCGAGAGAAACUAAAUUCUAUAAAAGAAAGUUAUCUCACUAGGUAUGGUAGGAGAGACAUACCUAUAUUCCUAGCAGAAUCUAAAGUUUUUCAAGGCCAGCCACAGCUAUAUAUGAAUUUAAAUAUGUUAUAUUUCUAUUUAUAGCUAGUGUAGGCUAUAUUACCCUACCUGAAAAUCAACAACCCACAAGCCAAGUUUAUUUCUAGCUCGCCACCUCCCUCCCUCUUUCUUCCAGACAAGGUUUCUCUGUGUAGCUAUGGCUGUCCUGGAACUCACUCUGUAGAGCUGGCCUCAAACUCAGAGAUCCACCUGCCUCUGCCUCCUAAGUGCAUGUGUUACCAACAGCCUGGAUCUAUUUAUUUCUUUAAAAUUUUUAAAAUGUAUGUGUACGUGUAUUUGCAUUUGGUAAGUACAUGAAAGCAGGUGCCCACAGAGUCCCAGAGGGUGUUGAGGCUUCUGGAGCUGGAGGAUUUACAGACGAUUCUAAACUCCCUAAUUAGGGGCUUGAGUGCUUUACUCCAGUCCUCUGAAGAGUGAUAAGUAGUUGUUUUUUUUUUUUUUUUUUUAACAAAAAAACACAAGGUUAGUAACAACAGCUACUACUUAAUCACACUUUUUCUAUGCAAUUUUAUGGUAGCUACAGAAAGCAGAGUGUAUGUCCAUUGUUCAGAAGGGAAAAACUGAAGUUCCUACAAUUCAGCCUAGCCAUAGACUACUGGAACUAGGAUUUCAACCCCAGAUUCCAAAUCAUAUGCUAUGACUACAUUAUACAUUUCUGAAUUCCCAAUUUCAUAAAUGAAAGGGCCUAAUGGUCACAUAGUCACAGGUAAAGGCCUGCUACUUACCUAAUACAAAUAUUUCCAUCUUAUUUUUUUUUGUCUGAAGGGGACUGGCAGAAUUACUAUAUGCAGUUACUCUGCUAAUUAACCUUCAACUAUGUGUAUAGCACGUAAGAAAUAACACUGCUCACAUAUUCCAAAGAAAGCAGGUCAAUAAGAUGUGCAAAUAAGUUCUUAACCACUAAGGCAUAUCUCUCUCCAGCCCCCAAAUUAUUUUACUUUAUAUAGGUAGCAUUCUUAAACUUAAGGAUGGCAAAAUAAUGAAUUAACUACACAAAUCAAAGGUACAAAAUAUCCAAUGCCCUACGGUUCUGUUUUCUUUUAUCAGGAUACCAAAUAGGUUCUGGACCACUUGGUAAAGCAAGAAAUUAUUCCAGGUGGGAUGGUGCCUACCUAUAAUCCCAGCACCUGGGAGGAUGAGCCGAAAGAAUCAAGGUUCAAGGCCUGCUUGGUCUACCUAGGGAGAUCCUGUCUCAUUCCCUAUGACAUCCCUCUCCCCUCCAAAAGAGUACUAUUAUAGCUUUUACUAUCAAGAUAGAACAAAUAACGGAUGGAGGAACUGCCCAGUGGUUAAGAGCAUUUGCUGCUCUUCCAGAGGAUCUGGGUUUGAUUCUCAGAAUCAACAUAGCACACAAUGUGUGAGCUCUAACAACUCCAGUCCCAGGGAAUCUGACACCCUCUACUGGCCACAAGUAGAGAACAGCCAUUCACAGACAUAAAAUUGAAAUUAAAUAAAAGAAGUUAUAACAAUACUUGUUUAUAUUACAUUUAAAAAAUGACAGGGGCUGGAGAGAUGGCUCAGCGGAAGAGCACUGACUGCUCUUCCAGAGGUCCUGAGUUCAAUUUCCAGUAACCACAUGGUGGCUCACAACCAUCUGUAAUGAGAUCUGAUGUCCUCUUCUGGUGUAGCUGAAGACAACUACAGUGUAUUCAUAUAUAAAAUAAAAAGACAAAAAGAUAAAAAGAAUACUACAAGAAAUGAAAAUUAUACGUCAAUCUGACCAAAAGGGAUGUCAAAUGUAAUCAAACUAAGCACAAAGGGAAGAAAAAAAAAUCACACAUAAGAACUUUGAUAAAUAAAAACCAAACAAGUGAUCAUAUCAGACUUAGGAAGCUGAGUAUUAAAAUGACACGAGCCCAGGAAAACAAAUCCUUUUACAAUACAAAACUCAAAAAUGUAACAUAAAUGAGAUGCGGUAGCACAAACUUUUGAAAGCUGAGUCAAAAGGAUCCUAAGUUCAAGGCUCAUGUGGGCUACACAGGGAAACCAUGCCUCAAAACAAACAAAAGACGGCAACUCAAAGAAAUAGUUUUAUGUGGGCUGGAGAGAUGGCUCAGUGGUUAAGAGCACCGACUGCUCUUCCCGAGGUCCUGAGUUCAAAUCCCAGCAACCACAUGGUGGCUCACAACCAUCUGUAAUGAGAUCUGAUGCCCUUUUCUGGUGUGUCUGAAGACAGCUACAGUGUACUCACAUAUAAUAAAUAAAAAAAAAAUAGUUUUAUGGAUGGAAAUGAAUGGAAAAAUAAAAAGAUGAACAGAUGCUUAAAUGACAACAGAGAUAUAAGCCAGUCAUGGUGGACACAUGCCUUUAAUCCCAGCAUUUAGGAAACAAAGGCAGGAUGAUCUCUGAGCUCCAGGACAGCCUGGUUUACAUAGCAAGUUCCAAAACCACCAGGGAUACACAAAGAAACCCAGUCUUCAAAAAAAAAAAAAAAAGAAA
Molecule: messenger RNA, 5858 nt
Organism: Rattus norvegicus (Norway rat)
Lineage: Eukaryota; Metazoa; Chordata; Mammalia; Rodentia; Muridae
Source: RefSeq, a predicted model, not a curated record